AUGUCCAGUGUUGCUAAAAAUAGGAAUUGUCUUCACAUUAGGGGUAAGAUCGCGGGGAGUGUUUCGGUGCUGAACAUUUUAAACGUGUAUGCUCCUCAGAGCGUUUUGGCCAAAAAGCUCCUGUGGGACGAGUUGAUUCAGAUGAUCUCGGAAUUUGAUGGUUAUUGGGUUGUCAUUAGCGAUUUUAAUGCUGUUCGGAAUCGCGAAGAAAAGAAGAACUGUGCGUUUAAACAGUCAUAUGCCGAUAACUUUAACAACUUUAUUUUCGAUGUUGGCUUAAAUGAGUACAAUUUGAGAUGCAGGAAAUUCACAUACUCUUCAGCUAAUGGUAGAAAGCAGAGCAAAUUAGGCAGAUUCCUUGUCAACCCAGGUUUUUUUAACUCUUGGCCAGAAGCGAGUGUUGAAGCGGUGUCGACUUUCUUAUCCGAUCAUAGUCCUAUCAUUUUGAAGUCCGUCUCAGUAAAUUUUGGGCCUAGGCCGUUCCGGAUCUUUGAUUCUUGGUUUGAUAUACCAAGGUUUGAAGAAGUGGUAGUUAAGGCUUUAAAGAAGGAUCUCUGGUGUCACAGACCCCCUGAUGUCAACCUUAUGAGAAAGCUGUGUGACCUCAGAGUUGACUUAAAAGAUUGGAGGGACGAUAUGUUGAAAAAAAGUUCGGAGGAGGUGACCUUGGCUUUGACGGAUCUCGAUAAUAUUCAGUCAGUUAUGGAAGAAAGGGAUCUUACUGAAGAAGAGGAGUGGAUUCUGUUGGAAAGUAAGAAAGUGUUAAAAGAGGAAGAAGAGCGGAAAAGUAGUGACUUUUGA
This is a messenger RNA of Helianthus annuus (common sunflower), 801 nucleotides long. RefSeq lists its product as uncharacterized. Bases 1 to 801 code for a protein of 266 amino acids. The transcript has a single exon. Lineage: Eukaryota; Viridiplantae; Streptophyta; Magnoliopsida; Asterales; Asteraceae. The record is from RefSeq and is a predicted model, not a curated record.